ACACGUUCACUGCAUUUACUCAUAUUUAUCAGUAAUAAAGAACACAGAAAUCAGACAUCUGCUUCAGAAUUCUUUCUUCUGGGAUUGACAGAUGAUCCAGAACAGCAACUCAUCCUCUUUGGACUCUUCCUGUUCAUGUACCUGGUCACAGUGCUGGGAAACAUGAUGAUUAUCUUGGCUAUCAGCCUUGACUCCCACCUCCACACCCCCAUGUACUUCUUCCUGUCCAACCUAUCCUUCACUGACAUCUGCUUCAUCACCACCACAGUUCCCAAGAUGCUGGUAAACAUCCAGAGACAGAACAACAGCAUCAGUUAUACAGAUUGCCUUACGCAGCUGUACUUUGUUAUUUUUCUUGGUGGAAUGGAAAAUUUUCUUCUUGCAGCAAUGGCUUAUGAUCGCUAUGUGGCCAUCUGCCACCCACUUAGAUACACAGUCAUUAUGAAUCCAAGCAUGUGUAUUCUGCUAACUUUGCUCUCCUUGUUCAGUAGCAUAACAGAUGCCCUGUUCCACAGUCUGCUGGUGUUGCGACUCUCCUUCUGUACAUACCUGGAAAUUCCCCAAUUCUUCUGUGAACUUGCUCAGAUAAUCAAGCUGUCAUGUUCUGAUACCCUCAUCAAUAACAUAGUAUUAUACCUCGCGUCCGUAAUAUUUGGUGGACUUUCAUUUGGAGGCAUUAUUUUAUCUUAUACUCAAAUUGUCUCCUCGAUUUUGAAAAGGCCUUCAAUGAGAAGCAGUUAUAAAGCCCUUUCCACGUGUGGGUCUCAUUUGUCAGUUGUUUUCCUGUUCUAUGGCUCACUGUUUGGUGUCUAUAUCAGCUCUGCAGUGGCUGACUCUACAAGAAAGACAGCAGUGGCUUCAGUGCUGUACACUGUGGUCCCUCAGAUGCUGAACCCCUUUGUGUAUAGUCUGAGGAACAAAGACAUGAAAGAAGCCUUGAGAAAAAUAUGUGGUAGCAUUUUGUAA
Molecule: messenger RNA, 966 nt
Organism: Acomys russatus (golden spiny mouse)
Lineage: Eukaryota; Metazoa; Chordata; Mammalia; Rodentia; Muridae
Product: olfactory receptor 7G2-like
Exons: 1
Biological process (GO): G protein-coupled receptor signaling pathway
Cellular component (GO): membrane
Molecular function (GO): G protein-coupled receptor activity; olfactory receptor activity
Source: RefSeq, a predicted model, not a curated record